Phyllostomus hastatus (greater spear-nosed bat) is the source of this 4275-nucleotide messenger RNA. RefSeq names its product zinc finger protein 304 (gene ZNF304). Gene Ontology annotation, molecular function: DNA-binding transcription factor activity, RNA polymerase II-specific; RNA polymerase II cis-regulatory region sequence-specific DNA binding. The record is from RefSeq and is a predicted model, not a curated record. The transcript is spliced from 3 exons. Bases 386 to 2371 code for a protein of 661 amino acids. Gene Ontology annotation, biological process: regulation of transcription by RNA polymerase II. NCBI's taxonomy places the organism in Eukaryota, Metazoa, Chordata, Mammalia, Chiroptera, Phyllostomidae.
AGGACUGUCAGAGGUCUACUCUAGCCGCAGAGUUUCCAUAUUCCUGGAGGGGUCUGGUGGCCGCGCGGUUCUUCGGAAUCGAGCCGGGAAGGACGGUUAAAAGGAAAGGACGUCCCCCUGCGCCUUUGUUACGAGCCAUGAUUCCCGUCGGGGGAGGGACGGCCCAGCGCCGAGGUGUGCAUCGGGGCUGCGCUCUUUCUGCGGCCUUGGCGCCCGCGCCCUGUCCUCGACGGCCCCCGGAGACGGCUCCCUGAGCCUUGUGCGCAUUUUUCCCUAGGGCUGGUAGGGGAGGGACGGGCUCGCCGAGUGACAGUCAGCCCGAGGCCACCCGGCCCAGAGGAGGUGUGGGAUCUGGCUGAACCCCCGAGUCUGCUCUCGGGAUUCCAUGGCGGCCGCGGCGCUGAUGGACCAGGCUGGGCAGGGCUGUGUGACCUUCGAGGACGUGUUCGUGUACUUCUCUCGGGAGGAGUGGGGGCUCCUUGAUGUGGCUCAGAGAUGCCUGUACCGUGAUGUGAUGCUGGAGAACUUUGCCCUCGUGUCCUCACUGGGUUGCUGGCGUGAAGUAGACCAUGAGGAGGCCCCUUCUGAGCAGAGUGCUUCUGCAGAAGUGUUACCAGUCAGGACUCUCGAGUCAGGUCUGUUUAUCCAGAAAACCCACCUGUGUGAGCUGUGUGACCCACUCUUGAGAGACAUUUUGCCCCUGGCUGGACACCAGGGGCCAUUCCCCAUACAGAAACCAUGCAUGUGUGGCCCAUGUGGGAAAGGAUUGGCAUUCAGGGCAAACUUUGACCAGCACCAAGAGCAAAGUGGUGGAGAGAAGCCCAUCCACGAGGACAAUGGUGGGGCCUCAUUGGUGAAGAGCUGUGCUAUCCAUACGUUGGGAAGACCCUUUCCUUGCAGGGAAGACGGGAUGGACUUGCUAGACAACUCUAGCCUCCUCCAGCUCCAGACCCUUCACUGUGAGUCAAGUCCAUGCAAGAGGACCAGGUUCACAGAGUCUUUCCCACCCAGCACCAACCUCAGGCAACUCCAGGGGGAUCACGAUGCACUGAUGCUUUUCAGUUGCAAUGAUGAUGGGAGAACCUUCCUGAGUACCUUUACUCUGCUUAACAAACAGAUGACUUACACUGAUGGGAAGCCUAUGAGUUGCCUGCCGUACGGAAAUGUGCCCAAGGAGAAAUCAGCUCUUAUUCAGUACAGAAAAGUUCACAAUGGAGAAACAUCCCAUGUGUGUAAGGAGUGCGGGAAGGCCUUCAUUCACCUGUCCCACCUAAAAGUGCACCAGAAACUUCACACUGGGAAGAGACAUUAUACAUGCAGUGAGUGUGGCAAGGCCUUCAGCCGCAAAGACACACUCGUCCAGCACCGGAGAGUCCACACUGGAGAGAGGUCUUACGACUGCAGCGAGUGUGGGAAAGCCUACAGCAGAAGCUCCCACCUUGUCCAGCACCAGAGAAUCCACACCGGAGAGAGGCCUUACCAGUGCAGUGAGUGUGGAAAAGCCUUCAGCCGCAAAGACACGCUCAUUCAGCACCAGAGAUUUCAUACUGGAGAGAGACCAUACGAGUGCAGCGAGUGCGGGAAAUUCUUUAGCCAAAGCUCCCACCUUAUUGAGCACUGGAGGAUUCACACUGGGGCAAGGCCCUAUGAAUGCAUUGAAUGUGGGAAAUUCUUUAGCCAUAACUCCAGCCUUAUUAAACAUCGGAGAGUCCACACAGGAGCAAGAUCUUACGUGUGCAGCAAAUGUGGGAAGGCGUUUAGCUGCAAAGACACUCUUGUCCAGCACCAGAUAAUCCACACUGGAGCAAGGCCAUAUGAGUGCAGCGAGUGUGGGAAGGCCUUCAGCCGCAAGGACACCCUUGUGCAGCACCAGAAAAUCCACACGGGGGAGAGGCCUUAUGAGUGUGGUGAGUGUGGAAAAUUCUUUAGCCACAGCUCCAACCUGAUUGUGCACCAGAGAAUCCACACUGGGGCGAAGCCUUAUGAGUGCAGUGAGUGUGGGAAAUGCUUCAGCCACAACUCCAGCCUAAUCCUGCACCAGAGGGUUCACACCGGAGCAAGGCCUUAUGUGUGCACUGAGUGUGGAAAAGCUUACAUUAGCAGCUCCCACCUUGUUCAACACAAGAAAGUUCACACAGGAGCAAGGCCUUAUGAGUGCAACGAGUGUGGGAAAUUUUUUAGCCGCAACUCUAGCCUCAUCCUGCACCAGAGGGUUCACACGGGAGAGAAACCUUAUGUGUGUAGUGAGUGUGGGAAAGCCUACAGCCGGAGCUCCCAUCUGGUGCGACACCAGAAAGUUCAUACUGGAGAAAGGCCUUGUAAUAACAACAGUUUGGGUAGCCCUUUAGCUGUGUCUCUUAAACUUCUUUAACACCAGAAAGUUCAUGUUAGAAAAAAGCCUUAUGCAUGCAGAAAAUGUGCUGUCUCUUCAUUCAGCCUCAGGACUCACAGCAGAGAAAAACUUUGUGGUUACUGUGGUGCUGAGGUAGCCAUAAACCAGCAGGUAGACCUUGUGCAUUCAUGCGUCAGCCUGGUUCCAUUCCCAGGAAGUUCCAUGUACAUACAUGGCACUUUCUGAACUGUCCAGGGCUCUUGACAGUUAUAUCAGUGCCAGUGCCUGUGGCAGAGGCCACCUCUGUUGCCAGCUGUCAGGGUCCUACAGUGUGUCAAUCCAACAUGCUCAGGGAAGGCAGACCCCUGCUGCUCUCUCUUAGUCCCUAGAAAGAAUCAUGAGCUUUCUGAGCCCAUUGAAGGUCUUCACUUUCUCCCUAAUGACUGGGUUCUGAGUGGUGUGAUCUAGCUCUGGGCACAAGGAUUUGAGCGGGAAACUGCUGGAAUUUCCAGACAAGAUUUUCCUUCCUCAUGGACAAUGUCAGCUGUGAACUCAAGAACCAUGACUCUUCGUCCUGCUUUCCAACCACCCACCAUUGGAACCACCUACCCGAUGCUUCCCUGGUUCACACAGCGGUACAGGUCUGCUGUAGCUGUCUGGACUCUUGGGGAGCCUGUUCACUGUGUAAUGUGGACUGAGAAAAAAAUGGGUUCUGCCAGCAUGAAGGGAGAAGUGGCUUUUGUUGGCACCAACUUUAUGUGCCUGAGAAGGGAAAGCAGUAUGGCAGCAGACAGAUCUCUCUGUUGUGAUCUGAUUUGCACUGUUGUCCAAGCCUUGUUGGAAAAGACUGAAGAGUUUUGUGUGCCUAAUCCUGUGGCCUGGAAUCUGGAUUUCCUGAAAGCCCAGAAUUCAUUCUGAGAAGAGUAUAGUUAAUGUGAAAAACCUCCAAUGCUUCUGGAAGCAACAUGAAUUGGGUCCCUUUUUCUCAGGAAAUCCACCCAUAUUCCCCAGCACUUUUGAGGGAUUUCUGUCGCCUGUACCUGAUGUCCUAUCUCUGAUGUCCAGAAUCCCAUGGGCAGAUGUCAUUGACUGGAAGGCCUACAGGGCAAGAUGCGAAUCAUAAUUUGUAUAGAAAUAUUUAGAUAACUGGGUGGAGAUAACUGGCAAAUGAGAAGGUAUGUGUUUAUCCUAAAGGAGUCAUCUGCAAAUGUCUGUGCAAUUGUGCCUGUAUGGGAUGGGAGUGUAUGGAAACUCUCAGGGCCUUCAGUGUUCUAAAGGUUUGUGGAUUCCUCUACCUUCCUGGGCUGUUGAUGUCAUGGCCAUCACUGCACCAGCACUGAUAAAAGAGAAGUCCAGGGAUAGGGUUUCUGGGACCCAACCAGUAGUCCUCGUGUACAAGGUAGAAAUGGACUUCAUUGCUUUCUAGUUCUUGCUGACAUUGAGAAGGGCUCACCUUCCUAAAUUGUGGGGCAAGGGCAGAUGCGUCCUUCCAAGAGGGAUGGUAAAUAUGCUUGUUUCUUAUUGAGGUAUGAUUGACAUGAAAUAAACUGCACAAAUGCAAAGUAUAAAAUGUUUCAGCAUGUGUAUGUGCCUGAGAAACUACCACCACAGUUAAGAUAAUGAAUAUGUCCAACAGCACAAGGGACUCUUUGUGUCUCCUUAGCACUCUUUCCUCCCAGUACUUUCUAAACUCAUUUCCCAUGAUUCACACGCAGCAGCAAGCAUUUUGUAGAAUUUUAUGUAAUAUGCUAUCUGGGGAGUGGGGGCUUAGGUUUUUUAAAUUAACUAUGACUAUUUUGAGACCAAUCUAUCUUGUUACAUAUAUCAAUAGUAUAUUUGUAUUUUUGAGUGUUAUUCCAUUGUAUGGAUAUACCACAGUUUUUUAUCCAUUCAGCUAUUAGUGGAUAUUUGGGUUGUUUCCAGUUUUUGGCUAUUACAAAUAA